Molecule: messenger RNA, 2226 nt
Organism: Wasmannia auropunctata (little fire ant)
Lineage: Eukaryota; Metazoa; Arthropoda; Insecta; Hymenoptera; Formicidae
Gene: Invadolysin
Product: leishmanolysin-like peptidase
Exons: 14
Coding region: 34-2052 (672 amino acids)
Biological process (GO): proteolysis; cell adhesion
Cellular component (GO): cytoplasm; membrane
Molecular function (GO): metalloendopeptidase activity
Source: RefSeq, a predicted model, not a curated record
UGUCAUGCUUUGCGAUCGCGCGUGUUGUCCGUGAUGGCGGCCCGAGUGCGGUUGAAGAUGCGCCGCGGCACCUGCGGCGUGUCGCCGCUCGCCGUUCUCCUCGCGGUGUGCGCUGUGUUGGCUCCUGCCACUGGGAUGUUCGAGCACCGGCACUGCGAUCACCAGCAUCCGCGGGCGCACGAGAUAAUUCACGGCGUACACAUCGAGCCAGCGCACGAAGUAAAGAAACGUAGCAUCAGUCAACCAGUACGCAUUCUGCUAUCUUACGACGAGAGCGUCUUUAGGCUGGACGACGAGAAGCUGGAUCUCAUUAACAAUACCAUUUUACCCGAGGCUGUGCACUUCUGGGAACGAGCAUUAAUGGUGCGGGAGACCAAGAGUACCAUUAGAUUGAACAGGAAAUGCGAGAGCAGUCAAGUUUUCGUCAAGGACCACCACACACACUGUAUAGAUACUUGCCGUCCUGUUACUAUGUGCGGUGAAGUACGCGUCCCGGAGGACCAUCUUGACGUUUGCAGAACGUGUAACGCGACGGGACAUAAUUGCGGAAUAGCUGAAGGGAGUAAAGCUGGUCCGGGAAUCGACGGUGCCGAUUUUGUCUUUUAUGUAUCCGCUAUGCAGACUGAAAGAUGUCACAAGGGCUUAACAGUAGCCUACGCUGCUCAUUGUCAACAGGAAGCAGCUUUGGAUCGACCGAUAGCUGGCCAUGCCAACCUAUGCCCGGGAAGCAUCAGCACGAAACCACAGGAGUUGGAAACGUUGCUCAGCACCGUUAAACACGAGAUCCUGCACGCUUUAGGAUUUUCCGUGAGCUUAUACGCUUUCUACAGAGACGAGAAUGGCGAGCCAAGGACGCCUAGAAGAAGCGAUACCGGGAAACCACCCCUUAAUGAAAAGUUACAAACGCACCAGUGGAGCGAGGACACGAUCAAAACCGUGGUCAGGCCUCGCUGGCAAGUGCACGGCGGUUACGUGCCGAGGACCAUGCAAAUGAUAGUCACGCCUCGGGUCCGCGCCGAGGUUCAAGCACACUUCAAUUGCCCGGAACUCGAGGGCGCAGAAUUGGAAGACCAGGGUGAGGACGGCACAGCCCUAACACAUUGGGAGAAACGCGUGUUUGAGAACGAAGCCAUGACAGGGACACACACGCAAAAUCCAGUUUACUCGAGGAUAACGCUCGCCCUUAUGGAAGAUACUGGUUGGUACAGCGCCAACUAUUCAAUGGCGCAAGAGCUAGGCUGGGGGAAAAAUCUGGGAUGCGAUUUCGCUAUGAAAUCCUGCAAGGAAUGGAUAUCCACCAAAUCGUCCAAGUUGUCAGGGAAGUCGAUACAUCCUUUUUGCAAUAAAGUGAAACAGGAUCCAUUGCAGACCGAAUGUACGGAUGAUCGGAGUUCAGUGGCCUUGUGUAACCUGGUGAAACACUCGCAACCGCUGCCCCAGAAAUACCAAAACUUCGAUUCAAUUCCCCACGUACCGCCGGGCGAGGAACAAUACUAUGGCGGCUCGGUAUCUCUGGCGGAUUACUGUCCUUACAUACAGGAAUUCACGUGGAGGGCGCGGAAUAUAGUAGUCAGGGGUUCUCACUGCCUUUACGAGGAGAAUAAUCCGCACCCGGACAAGAAUUUUGCAUUAGAGAAGUACGGUCCUCAUUCAAGGUGUUUUGACCACACUAAUGACAUGUGGGAAGAGAGAACUUGCAAACAAGCGCGUCAGUGGCAGCAUUGGGGCUCCGGUUGCUACUCGUAUAAGUGCGAAGCUGGGAGACUGCACAUUAUGGUCAGCAAUUAUACGUAUACUUGUUACCAUGCCGGACAGGAGAUCGUUAUAAGAAUUAUGCAGAAUGGCUGGUUGCAUAAAGGUGCUUUAAUUUGCCCCCCCUGCCGAGAUAUUUGUCAGGCGGAAUUUAAAGCAAGGAACGAGUGGUGUAAGCCAGGGGACGAACAUCCACCUUCGUAUUAUCACAAAGAUUAUCUUCAGUGUGCGUCCGCAGAUACGUUUAGCCUAAGUAUAUCAACGCUUAUUGUUGCAAUCGUAUCCUUCGUCGUUAGAUGAUAAAUUAUCAAUUUUAGUUGAUGUUUUAGCAUUAUUUAAAUGUAAAUACAUAAAUAUCGUUUAUUGACUUACGUAUCAUGUCAACAGCGAUAUUUUCAAUGUGUUCGAAAAUAUUCCAUUUCUCGCGACAGCGAUGUUAAUUUUCGUUAUUGAAAAACAUAAUGAAUAUUGGCC